GUCGCUAGUUUCACAAUGCUGCGCAGUAGCUAGCUUUUCAUGGAAAUGGCGCCCGCGUUGAACUCUAGCAAGAAGACAGUUCUGUAGAUAGCUAAUCUAGUUCAGAAGAUUUGUUAAAGACACGGUCCUUCGUACUAGAAUAUCUGUGGGUUAUCGACAUUUGUCUUCAAAAACAAAAGGGAUUCGGAAGAAAAUCGUAUUAUUAUGACAGGGCCGAAGAAGAGUCGCAACCGAAAAGACAUUACCGCAUUUUAGUACGUCGACAACAUCAGACAGUGAGUGAACAUGCGUGACCUGGCUGCCCAGGUCACCAGCAGCCUGCUGCGUUUCCCGAGGGUGACUGUAGAUGCUCUGGGGGAGGAUGAGAUCACCCUGGACUCUGUGCUGCGCGGGAAGUUCACCAUCGGUCGCAGCGGGCUGGCCUGGCUGGCAUGUGGGCCCCAGCUGGAGGUGGUCCAUGCGGUGACGGGUGAGCGUCUGUCCGCCUACUGCUUUAGCGGCGAGGGGGAGCACCCCCCAGGCGUGCUGGCGGCCAGGGACUUCUCCUGGCUGAAGAGGACGGGGCUGCUGGUGUGCCUGGAGGAGGCCCAGGGUAGCAUGCUGUGUCUCUACGACCUGGGCAUCUCCCGAGUGGUCAAGGCCGUGGUCGUACCGGGCAGGAUCACGGCCAUCGAGCCCCUGGUGAGUUAUGGCGGGGCCAGUGCCAGCACACAGCACCUCCACCAAAGCCUGCGCUGGUUCUUUGGUGUGGCAGCUGUGGUCACGGACCUGGGACACGUCCUCCUGGUGGACCUGUGUCUGGAUGACCUGUCCUGCAGCCAGAGCGAGCUGGAGGCCUCAGACCUGGAGGUAGUGACUAAGUCCCCGGCUGAAAUCCCCCGGCUGCGUGAGCAGGAGACGCGCCAGGGGAGACACCUCUGUCUGCAGCUGAGCAGCCCCACGGGCACGGGGGCCACGGCCCUGCAGUACAUCCCUCGCACCAACCAGCUGGCCGUGGGCUUCUCCGACGGAUACCUGCAACUCUGGAACAUGAAGACGCUCAAGAAGGAGUAUCACUCUCAGCUGGAGGGCGGAAGGGUGCCAGUGUACGCCUUCACCUUCCAGGAGCCAGAGAACGACCCCCGUAACUGCUGCUACCUGUGGGCUGUCCAGUCUGCCCAGGACCAUGAGGGGGACGGGGUCAGCCUCCACCUGCUCCAGCUGGCCUUCAGUGAGAGGAAGUGUCUGGCCUCAGGGAAGAUAUUCUAUGAGGGUCUGGAGUACUGUGAGGAGCGGUACAGUCAGGAGCUGAGCAGCACCGCCUUCCCCCUGAGGGCUCAGGCCACCAACACCCGCCUGCUCAGCUGCCAGACCAUUGAGAAGUUCCGACACCACCCAGAUCGAGACGAAAGUAUGAAUGAAGUUGCAUCUCCAGACACUAGCGUGUCCAUCUUCAGCUGGCAGGUGAAGGCCUAUGGACAGGGAAACCCCUCCACCUACAUCGGCGUCUUUGACAUAAACCGAUGGUACCACGCACAGAUGCCCGACUCUCUAAGAACGGGGGAGUCUCUGCGCAGCUGUCCCUACCUUGCCGUGUGGUCUUUGGACACGGUGGUGGAGAUGACGUCGCCCUGCCCCGUGCUGGACAUCCUGGUUCACGAGCGCAGCCUGAGCCGUGGCCUGCCCUACACCUGCCCCCCGCCAGAACAGUUCUUCAAACCCACCACAUACAACUUUGACGCAACCUGUUUGCUCAACACUGGCCUCGUGCACCUAACUUGUUCUGGCUAUCAGAAAGAAACUCUGAGCUUCCUGAAGAAGGCUGCUCCCUGCUCCAGUGAAGUCAUCUCAAACGGCUACUCCCGCUGCCUGAUGUCCGGCCUGCUCUCCUCUCGCCUGGUCGACGUGCAGCCCUCCAGCCUCUCUCAGGAGGAGCAGUUAAACGCCAUCUUGUCCACGGCGGUAGAGACCAGCUCCCUGGGUCUGAUCACUGGCUGUAUCAAACAGUGGACCGCCGAAGAGCAACCAGGCUCUGCGGUGAACCUGCGCUACAUUCUGGAGUGGGCCUGGGACAAGGUGGUUCACACCAAGGAAGAGCUGGACGGCAUAUGUGCUCCCCUGUUUGACAGCUCGUCUAACUUCACGGACCCCCAGACCCUCCAGCUGCUGCAGCACAGCCAGAGACUACUGGGGAACCUGAGCACCAUCUUCCACUGUCUGCUCAGCGAGGCACAGGAACUCACUCAGAGAGGUUUGCUGGGACUCCUCAAUAAGAACCUGGUGUCCAGCCUCAUCUCCCAGUACGCACGGGUGGUCCUAUGGUUCUGUCGGACCUGUCUCCUGCCUGAGGGCUCCGAUGAGGACGCUGUGCAGAUCUCCAGGCCGUUCUACAGCUACUCAGUUAUCCAGAACUACUACACCGUCCGCAGAGAGGAGCUGCAGCAACUGUCCAAGGGGAAGUGGUGUGCAGAUUGCCUGAUGAUUGACGGCUUGGUCGCCCAAUGCGGGGCUCGUUUGGUUGACCUGUGGAAACGGGACGAGGGUGGGACGGGACAGUAUCCGCCCCCUACGCUACACGGCCUGCUUGAUAUUUACCUCCUGGAAAACAUUGAUGAAACUGCUAAGCACGCCAUCGUGAUCUACCUGCUGCUGGAUGUGAUGUACUUCUCUAACAAGAGCGGGGCGUCUGUGGAGUCCUUCCCCAAUGCCUUCGCAAUCCCCAUCGGCCUGGUCAAGCUGGUGCAGGGCCUCUGGCUGCUGGACCACCUCGACCACCAGAACUCCCUGGAGCUUCUGCUGCACCCGGCCACCUCCCCGUCCCUGUGGGUUUGGCAGCACGGCCGCGUCCUGCAGGCUCUAAUGUGCCAGGGGCAACACGGAGUCGCCCUACGCUACCUCCACGUCAUGAAGCCCCCUCUCUCCUCCACUGCUCAGGCCCAACUCUGCCUCUCCGUGUUGCUACACAACAGGUGUCUGGUGGAGGCGUUGGCCUUGCUGAGGCAGCACUCCAACCGUCUGAACGCGGAGGAGUUGUUACGGUUCCUCUACGAGACCUGUCAGGAGCUGGGUCUCAUGAAGGAGCUGCUCAAACUGCCCCUGGGCCUCGCUGAACAGGAGUGCUUGGAGAGGUUCCUACAGGUUACAGGGGGUCUCCAGAACAGGGAGCUUCUGAUGGUGCACUACCUGCAGCAGGCCAACUACGUCCCCGCCCUGCAGCUCAACCACACCCUCAAGAUGAACAUGGUGAAUGAGAGGGAUCCCAAGUUGAAGGAGAGAACCCACACGAGGAACUCUAUCCUGGACCAGUACGGGAAAGUUCUCCCUCGGAUCCAGAGGAAGCUGGCCACUGAGAGGUCUAAGCCGUACCACCACCCCGCCACCAUACUCAGAGAGGUGUCGCGACCACAGCCGCUGUCGACCAUCGCCAAGCGGUCGGCCAAUGAGAGCGUGCUGACCAGAGCUGCGUUCAUCAACAAAGUCCUGUCGAAGAUCGAGGAGGUGUGGGUGGGAGGGAACCCCACGCCCCAGUCCUCCCCAUUCAAGAGCCCCAGUGCAGCAGAGGUACUGUGCCCCAGCCCCCUGUUCCCCUCCCGGGAUCUGCCCGAGGCCUUCGUGGGCAUGCCCAUCACCAUGACCUCCAAGAGGAAGUCCAGGCUGCUAGAACUGGUGGUGCACCCCUCCUCUCAGACCACUUCCCCGGAGGGCUCAUGGCCACUGCUGACGCCCCCCAGGUCGGCCACCUCCUGGAACCCCCCAAAAAGCAUCAGCAAGGCCCCCGAGCUUAGUCUGCUGCAUACCCCACAGGUGGUCAAGCGAGCACGAGCGCUGGCGGCAUCCGGCCCCGUGUUCUCGGCCUUCACCCCCCAAUCCAUCCUGAGGAGCAGCUUGCGCCCCAUGGCCACCCCCACUGCCUCUCCUGGGCGCUCUGUCACCCCCCCGCCACGCCCCAAGGAGAGCCGCAUCACCUUCAUCAAGGAGACGGCCAUGCCAGAGAAAGGCCCCCUCCGCUGGAGCAAUGGGAUCGCAACAGAGAAUGAAAUGAGUUUGCUGACCAGAGGCUCCCCACUGCCCAAGGCUGGACUGAUGGCCUGGACAUCACACACUGCAGUUGCUGCUGAUGAGGAUGAUGAUGAAGAGUUAGAGGAGGAUGAGGUGAAGGUGACACAUGUGAAGUUCCAGCCACCACCGGUCUGCGAGCCCUCACCAGAGAAAGGAGAGUCUGAGAGCGGCUCCUCUGGUCAAGAGGUCGUUGUGAUAACCACGUUGCCAGGACGACUCAGCCUGGGCCUGGAAACGAGCCAGGCCUCUGUCCUAUCAAUAGACACCACCCUUGAGUUCCAUGAUGCACCUCUCCCUGAAGACCUGGAGAGGGAGGAGGCGCUUAAACAGCCAGCCAAUGAAGUCGUAGACGAAGAGGAAGUGGUGGUUAACCUCAAAACUCCAGCAGUACCAGAAGUCCAGCCCGCAACAGCCAAUGAGCCAACUCUCCAGUCUGUGGAGGAAGGGCAGGAAGUAAAGGAAGAGCCAGUCAACAGCCAAGAGGAAGUGGCUGUAGAUCAGGAGUCAGACCAGGAAGUAGAGGAGAUGGAGGUCAACCCCAAACAAGAAGAGCCUGAGGCUAAACAGGAUGAGGAAAUUGUAGUGGAACCAAGGCUCACACAGGAAGUAGUACUGACUCCUGACACGGAAGUGUUUGAGGAACUGAACCUUGACCAGAAGCCAGAGGUGGCGAUGGUGGUAGAGGAGACUCAAGAGGAUGAAUCACAACCCACUGCACCAAUUGAACCAGUGGAAGCCAUGGAACAUACAGAACUGGACGAGUUUGUAGAGGGCCAUCUAUUUGGCAGUGACCUGUCUCCACCCCUGACCCACUCGUGCAUCCAUGAGACUUCUGAUAACUGGACCUCCUUCAACAGUGAACUGGUGUGUGGCGGGGUAGAGGAGGAGGAGCCUGCCCUUAUAGCCGCCCCCCCGACCCUCAACACCCAGAAGUCUGUAGCCUCGUCAGACCCCACCGGCACCGACUCCCACUCUGUGGUGAGCCUGAACGACAGUGAGGAACUCUCUAGUGCUGCGUCGGAGGAUGAAGAGUCGUCGUCGUCAGACGCCCCUGCUGAGGACUCUGGCAGUGAGGUGGAGAUCAUCGAGGAGGUGCAGGGGAACGGGAGGCAGCGAGCCCCCCUGCCCCUACAGCCCCAGUUCCUGUCUGACCUAUCGGAGCAGGACGCAGCCGUGCUCUCAUUGGUCACCCCAGAGGCAGACCUAAAAAUGGUGGAGGAUGACAUGGACGGGGAGGUGGUGAUGAUCAGGCUGGGGGCAGCAGGAGACGAGGGGGUCUGCUACACGGAGCUGAAGCCCUCCACCACCCUGCUGGUUCCUCUGGAGCUGCUGGAGGCAGACGGAGUCCACCUGGCGCUAACCGAGGUGGGGGAAGGUAGUGAGCCAGAGGUACCCCUCUCUGAAGCCCACAGCAGCUUCUCUCUUAUGCUGGAGGCUGAGGAUGGGAAUGCAGGCCCUGUACCACUGGAUGUACCACUAGAACCCACUGAGCAUCUGACUGCUGCUGACCCGGAGGUCAUCUGCCUGGGCACAGACGACCAGGACAUCCCCCUUGCUGAGGCUGAUCCCCAGGAGGAACAGGGGGCUGAGAUAGACAUCCUGGAGGGGAUGGACACCUUGGAGGCAAACUUUAAUAGCUGGACGGAGGCAGAGACUGAUGGACCUGAGGCUUUGUCAGAGGAGAAUGUUCCUCAAGUCACAGACGUCCUGCCUGAAUCCUUUGAGGCGGUGGCUGAAGAUGAACUGACCGGGACUGAACCGACCAGAUCAGCUGAAGAUGAUGUUGACGUAGACAAUGUAGAAGAGCCAGAUGAGAUCCCUGCUGAACCAACCGAAGCAGAAGAGCCUUCACCAGUCCUGGUUGAGAACGAGCAGCCCAGCAGAGCGAGGAAGGAAACAGAUGAAGUGACCAUGGAAGAGGAGACUGUCCUGUGUGCUCAGAGUCAAGAGGAGGAGAUGAAGGCUGAUGUCGUUGAUCUGGAUGCUGAGAAAGAGAUGGAGGAGCCUGUCGGUGUCCCUGCAGACCAGCCUCUGCCUCAGGUAGAAAGCAAAGGACCCAUCCAGUCAGACAACCAUGAACCUGCCCAGGGAGAAGCCAUAAGCGAUGUGGCUACCCCUCAAACCGCAAAGCUCUCUACAGCAAGUGAGGAGGAGAGGGAGCCCAUCAAGCCUCGCAACAUCCAGUCUGUGUCUGAAACCUUGGAGGUCAGGAAAGCCCCGCCCACCCCGACGCGCAGGGCCACCAUGCAGAGGAAGACGGUGAAGUUCACCUCAGUGGAGCCAGAGAGACCUGGGUCAGAGGGUGACGAGAGGCUGGCAGGACAGACUGAGAUGGAGACGGACUCUCAGGUCCCGGCCACACCCAGACGGAUCACCAGGAGUUGCCGUCACGGCCAGGACUCCAGAGUUCCCGUCACCCCUCGACGGAGCGCUCGGAAAACCGAACGCCAGCCAGAACCCGAGCCUCGGAGAGAGGAGGAGAGGAAAGGAGAGGAAGAGGUCUCGGUCCUCAUCACAGAGGCUGCUGUGGUCAACUCCAAGCCCACCCGGGCCAAACGGCGCACCCAACAGAAGGCCACUCCGAGGACGGGAACCCGGCGGACCAGGAACACCCAGGUGGAGGGCGAAGAGGAACCAACAGCCAUGGAUGAAACAGCCAGCAAGGGGUCAGCGCUGUCGGUUACACGCAGUGCUAGGAAGAGCCGAACUGGAACCAAGACCCCAGCCACCCAGACUCAACCAGCGGUCCCUGAGGAAGAGAAGCAAAACGAUGAAGAGGACAAAAAGCAGACCAGCAGUCCAGGCAGGGUGACACGCAAGUCGACCCGAAGGGGUAUGACCCUCGCCCUCUUCACCAAGGAAAAGGAAGUGUUCACCGUGGACCCUCCCCGCAGCCUUAGGAAGACGAGGGGCGAAGGCACCGCUGAGAAGACAAAAGAUGCCCCUGUGUCGUUCUGUCGACCAACCAGGAGCCGCCUGUGGAACCACCAGGAGGAGGACCUGCCCCUGUUGGAGACGCCCCUGGAGGUGGACUCCGGAACACCUGUGGCCGACGCCCUCAUCAAGAGACUCCACGACGAGGAGGCCAAACGGGAAGUGGGUGAGACCUUGGUCGUCACGGAGAUGGUGCGAGCCAGUAGAAGAGGUAUCAAGUCGCAGGGUCAGCGGGCGCCCUCUCCACCCCCGAUUGUGGAGAUGAUGGUGUCCGAGGCCGACCAGGGAAGCCCUGUCAGGGACUCAUUCAUCUACUCACCACCUCGGAGGAGAACUAGAGGUAGGAUAGCAGAGUCGCCCGGUCAGAAUGACGUGUCUGCGCCACCCAUUACUCGUACCAGGCGACCGGACGCCAGCGCAGCACGCCCUGCUAACGAGGACAAGAACUCGUCAGGAGAGGAUGUGGAGAUCGAGAUGGCGGCUGCUAAAACCAGAACAACCAAGAGACGAACAACCAAGCCCAAAGCAGCCCCGGCGUCCCCUACCCCAGCCAAGGUGGAUCUGAUCUCUCCCAUGCCCAGCCCGGCCGAGCGUGCCACGAGGAGGAGGAAGAGGGUGGUGGUGGCGGAGAACGAAGCCCCCCGGAUGAACCUCCGACGUAAACGAGUGCUGGAGGCCAUCUUCCUCAAACCAGUCACCCGCCGGAAGAAGCUAUGAUCGGAUGCCAUUUUCACCCUGAACAAAACUACAGCAUCAACUUGGGAGUCUUCCAGACUCGGUCAGAACUCAUGGGGGGUGCGUCUUCAUCUCCUUUCCUUCAUCUGAACUGCUCUGAAAAAUAGGAUGGGGGGGGGGGGGAGUAUGGUGCCUACUGGGUAUUUCCAAUACAUGUCAAUGCAGAUGAAGGAAAGGAGACGGAGAGGAAUCCACUUUAGACUAUAGAGAUGCACCAGUGGACUGGACUCGUAUCUUUCCUUGAAGCUUUUACCUCUACUCCUAGGAAGCGAUUUUAUUCUCCUCCUUUCUUUUAAGAACUUUUGCAGCCUGCUGUUUUAUAUUUAAGAAGACAAACAAACCAGUGGAGAACAUUUUUUUAAAUGAAGAAUCAGAUUUAAUUUGGGAGAUUGAUAUAAUAAUUUUAUAUAAAUUAUUGUAAUGUUUACAGGGAGGAAGACUGGUAUUUGAACAACAAAAAAAGUCUUUUUUUUCUGGAGAAUUCGUACAUUUAUAUUAAUUGAUGGCUAUGGUAAUGGUCUCUUUUGCUAUGUUAUGAAUAAAGUUUAAUACUUGUGAAUGAUCUGUUGAUUUUAUUUGUAGUGCAGAGCCGGCCCUAGCCACUAAGAGAUCAAUUUUAUUGAUAGGGGUCUCAACUUAGUGUUAAGAGUUACAAUAGAACAAUACACAAGGUGUAAUUUCAAAAUGUGGUUGUCCAACAUUUUUUCUCUGUCACUCAAUUAGCCCAUGUCACCUACAUUUGUUUAGAUUGUUAAAUUAGUCCAGCAAUCUAAACUUGUAGUAAUCAUGGUUGAAUUACUGAUCGGACACACAGGGAACGUGCCCAGGGGGCCCCCCAUGGAUUUCGUUAGUCACUUUCACUCAGAAGUCAUUAUAAUGGCAUAAGAGCGUUUGUUAAAUGACUGACUAAAAUGUUAAUGUAAAUCAUACAGGGCAAAAUGUGUACAAUUGCAGGAAGUUAACCAGCUUGGGCCGGUUCUGUUGUAGCUUUUCAAUUUUUCAAUAAUGUUUGUCUCAUAAUCAUAUUGCCGAUGUCAGCCUUAAAAGACAAUUUUGUAAAGCUAAUUUGCUGUUUGUUUUUUAGAUCAUUUCACACUAAUUUGGUUUGUUUGGGGUUAUUUUCCUAUAAUGUACUGUAUCACUAACAUGUACAUAACCUGCACAGUGAAUCAAUCCACUGGGGGUGAUGAGGCUUGUUUGCUUUUAAGGUCAUUUGACCAGCCGAACGCUAUUUUCAGAUGAAUGUAGAAUGUCUUCAGUGACUGACAAUAUGGUAAAAGCGGAAGUAUUUCAUUAAAGGUGGGCUGAACUGAA
Salvelinus fontinalis (brook trout) is the source of this 9021-nucleotide messenger RNA. RefSeq names its product protein ELYS-like. Lineage: Eukaryota; Metazoa; Chordata; Actinopteri; Salmoniformes; Salmonidae. The record is from RefSeq and is a predicted model, not a curated record. The transcript has 36 exons. Bases 286 to 7689 code for a protein of 2467 amino acids.